This is a messenger RNA of Rotaria sp. Silwood1, 843 nucleotides long. The record is from the annotation of a GenBank genome assembly. NCBI's taxonomy places the organism in Eukaryota, Metazoa, Rotifera, Eurotatoria, Philodinida, Philodinidae.
AUGGUUCUUAAUUAUAUAAAAGCUAAAUCUCGACAAGUAGUAACAGCACAUAUAUAUCCAAAAUCAAAAUCAAGUCAUAUGAAAUUCUUUGGUUUAAAUUUAUCCGAUACAAAUCAUCCCAGAAAUUGUUUACGAUUAGCAACUGAAAUCGAACAUGCAUUUGAUAAAAAAUAUUUAACAAUAAUUAAAGAAAAUGGUCAAUUAAAAAUAUUCUUAUUAAAUAAAACAAUAUCAUCACAACGAAUUACAACAGUGUCGUCACAUACAUUUGGAGAUAUUCAUCAAGCACCUUUACUUUUCAAAAAUCGUAAUCGACCAUAUCAUAGAAUGUUAGCAUUACAUUGUUAUAGUGCUUUUGAAGAGGCCAAGAAAAAACAAAAGGAGUUUUUAUUAACUGAUGCAGAUUUUCAUUAUUCAACAAAUUAUAUACAAGAUUUGUUAAACAAACGUUUAGAUAAGGAUAAACAUUCACAUGUUUACCAGUGGCUCAUGAACAAUCCUGUUGGAGAAGAAAUCCAAUUAGAAACAUCAAGAACAACAUCAUCAGCAUUUAUCACUAAUGAUUCGUUAUUAAAUCCUGCUGCAACGGAAGAUGAUGAAAUAAAACGAUUAGUUACACAAUCACCAUCAUCUACUGCUGGAAAAGAUGUUGCUGUAUUACAUUCAGCAUCAUCAUCUUCAACAUAUUUGGCUUCUUUAGAUAUGAACUUGAUUGAAUUAUUCCGUAUGAUCAAUAAACAACAAACAGAUUCGAAUAUACAAGAAGAAAAAAUUUUUCAAUAUAUUCGAGAAGUAAGUGCAUUACGUUCUAAUUUCAAUUCAGCACGGAAAUUAAUUCAAUAA